Molecule: messenger RNA, 783 nt
Organism: Rhinocladiella mackenziei CBS 650.93
Lineage: Eukaryota; Fungi; Ascomycota; Eurotiomycetes; Chaetothyriales; Herpotrichiellaceae
Exons: 2
Coding region: 1-783 (260 amino acids)
Cellular component (GO): membrane
Source: RefSeq, a predicted model, not a curated record
AUGGCAAUUGAAUAUGUCCUUUGGCAUUACACACCUUCGCUUCCUGCUGCUGUUGCGCUGGCAUCAGUUUUCGGAAUCGCAACGGCAGUCCACCUGUUCCUACUGAUCCGAACUCGCGCUUUCUUCUGCGUCCCUUUUGUGAUCGGCGGUAUCUUCGAAGCUGUUGGCUAUGGUGCUCGCGCAUGGGCUCAUUCCAACACUACCAAGACCACGCCGUACGCCAUUCAAUCUCUGUUGAUCCUCCUCGGGCCCAUUCUCUUCGCGGCGUCCAUCUACAUGAUCCUCGGUCGGCUGAUUCGAUCCACUCACGGCGAGCGGUAUUCAUUCGUCCGCACGAAAUGGAUGACCAAGAUCUUUGUUGGAGGGGACGUGACAUGUUUCCUCAUCCAGGGCGGCGGUGGCGGCAUCCUCUCAGGAGCCAAUUCUCAGAAGGACAUUGACCUAGGCGAACACAUCAUCCUAGGAGGCUUGAUUUUGCAGAUUGUCGUCUUUGCCGUCUUUGUGAUUGUCGCGGCAUCUUUCCACCUUCGUGCGCGCCACACUCUGGAUCUGCGAAGAACAUUUUACCUCGUCAUCCUGUACAUUGUCAGCAUGCUGAUCACCUUACGCAAUAUCUUCCGUGCCAUCGAGUACGCCUGGGGCUCUGAUGGUUACCUCCUGACCCACGAGUGGACGCUGUACGUCUGUGACGCUAUGUUGAUGGCAGCUGUUCUGAUUGCGUGUAUCAUUUGGUACUCGUGCGACUUCACAGGGCCAUGUGUACACACACCAAGAGGGGAGUGA